This is a messenger RNA of Lactuca saligna, 516 nucleotides long. Lineage: Eukaryota; Viridiplantae; Streptophyta; Magnoliopsida; Asterales; Asteraceae. The record is from the annotation of a GenBank genome assembly.
AUGACAUCCGAUAGGACGAAAAUUUGUGAAGAGGAGGUUUUGACUUUUCACGUGGAAGAACAUUCUAGAAUUUGUGCGAUUGCUGAUUGUUGCGAUCAGACAAGUAUAAGUGUAGAUGAAGGGCUUGUAAGGGUUGCUGAAACCCUAGAGAAGUUAAUGGAGUUGAUUUCACAAAAGGAUAAUAGAAGUCCAGAUGCUGCUAAACCAAGUUCAAGUGUUACCAAAGACUGUGAUUUCAUGUCUCCUAAGCUUAGUGAUUGGUCAUGUAGAGGUUCAGAAGACAUGCUUGAUUGUUUUCCUGAUCAAGGCGAUAAUUCUGUAUUAAUGGAUGAUCUUAAAGCUCACCCCUCUAUGUCAUGUAGGACCCACUUUGGUCCUAAAUCUGACCAAGGAAUGACCACAUCAUCUGCUAGCAGCAUGACUCCUAGGUCGCCAUUGAUGACACCAGAAACCAGCCAGAUAGACUUGUUAUUGGCAGGGAAGGGUGCCUAUUAUGAACAUGAUGACCUUCCAUAG